AUGCCGCGUCACCGUGUGCCGCUGCGAGAGCGGAGUGAGGCCUCUUCCUUUCUUGUACGUACAGCAAGCGCGGCGUCCAUAGCCAACAGGAACAGCAGCAAGCGCCGGUGGAGCACAGCUGACGUGCCGCCUCUUGAUGUUACUAGUCGGGAGGUCGGCGAUGAUAGUGAUGCCAUCGCUGCCACGCCUGUCACAAGCGCCGGAGUAUUUGUGACGCCCAACGUCGUUCUUGCUGCUCUAUCGACAAGCGAGUGGCUCAUGUGCUCAGGGGACCGUCACGACAGCCUCUCGACGCUGCAGUCAUCCGGUGCACCGUUCCCGUGUGUUGUCAUCACCGCCGAGGUGGGGGGCUGGCUGCGUGUGCGGGAACAGCGCAAUGGCGCCAUUCGUUACCAGCGACGCCUGCGGUCCCUCAGCGACCCCUCUUGCCUCUGCUGGGGUUCACCCUCCUUGUGUGGGGGCAGUAUUAACGGCGGCCCCAUCUUUUUCGCUGGGCAGCAGUGCGGGCUUGUAACGGUGCUUCAACUCCGUGGUGAGACCAUUGUGGAGGUGGCGGACUGCGUCCUCCAUGAGGUUCCGAUUGUGGCGCUGACGCGUGUGUUUGUGCGUGAUGGCGCAAGUCAUAUAGUCUCAGCUGGGGUGGCUGAAGAACAGAACGAAGAGGUGUUGGCGACACUAGACGCAGGGGGUCUGCUUGCCGUGUGGGACACGGCGGCACUCCACUGUCUGAGCACUGCACAGCUGCGGCAGACGCCUGCGCGGUGCCUGCUGUCUGACGGCUGUGUGCCAGGUUGCGUUUUUGUCCCUGGCGGGGUUUCCACGGCGCCGCCGCCCCCCCGCGGCGAUGAUAGCCACUGCCACAGUAUCGACGACAACCUCAGCAGCAGGAGCGGCCAAGAUGGCGCUUUCGAUAUUGUGCUGACGCGGUGCCCGGUGGGGGCGGGUGCGCCAUGGAAGGCGGUUGUGGCGUACAGCGGCGCGGAGGCAGCUGUCAUCUCCAUGGUG
Messenger RNA from Trypanosoma grayi, 1005 nucleotides. RefSeq lists its product as hypothetical. The record is from RefSeq and is a predicted model, not a curated record. The transcript has a single exon. The annotation marks the transcript as partial. Lineage: Eukaryota; Euglenozoa; Kinetoplastea; Trypanosomatida; Trypanosomatidae.